GGGUGCACAGUUGAAUCCAGGUGUUGGUUCAGAGAUUGGAACAAAGGCCCAACAGUGAGGUCCAAGAGAGUUUUUUUGCACUUGGCAAAAGAUUUCCAAAAACGUAUGGGCCAAGGGAUUCGGUUCAGGUCCAAAAACAUAUCAUCACCAAAUUUCACUUCAGUCCAAUAUAUUGAUUUCAUUUCAAAUUUAUUAUUGCUCAAUUAUUAUAUAAAAUUGAAAGAAAGAAAACAAAUAAAGUGGAAAGGAGACAAAACGUGUGCGUUUUGGUGUGUGUUAGGGCUAACAAUUGUGGCUAUCCAACUUCACGUGAACAAACCAUCCUUUCCCUCUCUUCUCUCUCAACUCGUGGCGGCUUCUUCUUCUACGUCCCCUCACCGCCGGAGUGAACGGUCUAUUAACCACAUACAUCUCCACCGUCAACUCCAGAAUCACCUUCUUCGCCUUCGACAGAUUCAUCUUCAAUGUCGUGGUUUCAUUCUUCUUCGAUCUUGCUUCAAAACAAAUCUCUCUGUCGUGAUCGUCAUCACCUUCUCUCUUCUAUUCAUUCCGCCAAAAACUACGCCGUGA
This is a messenger RNA of Vicia faba (fava bean), 570 nucleotides long. The record is from the annotation of a GenBank genome assembly. NCBI's taxonomy places the organism in Eukaryota, Viridiplantae, Streptophyta, Magnoliopsida, Fabales, Fabaceae.